This is a messenger RNA of Peronospora matthiolae, 411 nucleotides long. Lineage: Eukaryota; Oomycota; Peronosporomycetes; Peronosporales; Peronosporaceae. The record is from the annotation of a GenBank genome assembly.
AUGGAAAAGGUGGUUCUGCCCAACGGUGAAGAGCGUGAGAUCGAAAUCAAGAACGCGCUAUAUGUUCCAAGUAUGAGCAAGAACCUGCUCUCGGUACCACAGAUUAACAGCCAUGGCAAGUUUCAAGUCGUGUUUGACGGGUCCAAGAUGUAUGUGACUCUCAAGAACUCACAGGAAGUGGUGGCGACAGCGGAUCUCGUGGAUGAACUCUACUGGCUUCGGACGACUCAACGAUCAGCGAAUGUGACAACAAGUGGAACCAGUUGUGCCGAUCUACAUGCGAGAAUGGGUCAUGCUCCAGUCGAUGUACUUCGCAAGAUGAUCUGUUGCAAUGUAGAUCGGAGCGAGGAAAGCGGAGCAAACGGAGCGGAGAGACCGAAGAGAGUAGAGCAGAAAACACUUGCCCAAUAG